Monodelphis domestica (gray short-tailed opossum) is the source of this 11757-nucleotide messenger RNA. RefSeq names its product LDL receptor related protein 11 (gene LRP11). NCBI's taxonomy places the organism in Eukaryota, Metazoa, Chordata, Mammalia, Didelphimorphia, Didelphidae. Gene Ontology annotation, molecular function: protein binding. The record is from RefSeq and is a predicted model, not a curated record.
GAUCCAAAUACAAAUUUUAUUCAGACUACAUGGAUGUACUCAUAUAAUCAAAAAAGAAGAUGUGCAUUCUGUUUCACUGACAUCUACUAGGUCUUCCACUUUGCCUGACACAGAAAUGAAAAUAUAUACUUAAUUUCUCCCAGAAGGUCAGUUCUUCCACAUAAAACCCCCAAAAACAGAUGACUUGAAGUCACUAAUGGUUCUAAAUUUGGGGUUAAAUUAUACAAAGUUAAAAUAUAUAUAUAUAUGCAAAGUAAUCUGGCUAUGCUAUUCUAAGGUAAAUAAGGCCCAGCCAUCUUUGAAGAGUCAUGAGUAGGUUAGAUUAAGUUUAAAACAGGGAGUGAUAAAUUUCCACUGGAAGGGAAGGACUUCACUCAUGGAUAUUCAUAUGUUGCACUUCUCAAAAUAAAGUCUUUAAAUAAUUGGAGGAAAUACUCAAUUUUAGUUGGAGGUUAGUAAAAAUAAAGAUAUAAUUUUUGGCCAUACACAUCCCCUUGAAUUCUAUCCACAAAUCUCUUCCAAGACUCUGUAAACAAUGUUAAAAGCCUCUGCUCUGACUUUCUAUCUGCAUGCCCUUCCUGAGCUUAAGGGACCUGUUCUAACCAGCUGGCAGUGAUUCCUAUAUUGCUUCAUUUUAUAUAUAUGAUGUUCCAGAUUAUUUAUCACUUAUGAAUUUUUGUAGGAAAAUAUGGUGGUAUUCAAAUGGUCAUUUUUUGAUAUGUGAUAUGAGAAGUAGUCAAUCUUGCCAUGCAGAAAGGCAACACUUUUAAAUGUUUUCAUUUUUCAAUUCAAACCAUUGACCAGAAACAAUCACCCAACCAUCUCAGCAACCACCUAAUUGCCACAAUUUUUCCAUUUUGCAUACAAUUAAAUCAUGAGAGAUCUUGUUAAAUCUCUUAAAUUUUCUUAUCUAUAGCAUUCCACUGAUGUAACAGUCUUACCCCACACACAGAGAAAAAAAAAACAGAAACAAGAUUCAAGAUGAAAAAAAAAGGGGGGGAGCCUGUGGAUAGCCAGGAAAGGAUAGGAAAACAGUGAUUAGAAGUCUGGCAAAGACUUGAAUUUCCCAGAGUACAGUUGUACUAAACCUACUUGGGCCUGUGUUUCUAAUGUAGGGCUGGAGCACCUAUACCAAAAUGGGUGGGCAGUACUAUCCUAUCCACACUGAGAGAUCUGAACAAUACUACUCCAUAAGACCAAGCAUUAAAGGAUGGAAACCAAGGUCUUUUCCAUGAUUCUACCAUAAUUUUGUCAUUGAGAUCAACAUCACCACCCAGAAUUGGAUAUAAGUGGCUAAGAUGAGGUCAAUAGAUGAGAAAGGGCUGACCAAUACUUUUCUAGCUUUAAGUACAGGACAUUAGAGAAGCUGUAUGUUUGGAAAGAGGAGAGGAAAAAAAACUUCAAUGGAUAAGUCUUUAAAUUCAAACUUUUACAUCAAAUAGACUUCAGCAAGAUAUUCCACAGGGAUGGAAAAGGAAGUAGUGUCUCCCCACUAGUCUCCACACUACCCAACUCUCUGAAAAGAAAGUUUAAGGGAAGGCCAGUAGAAUAGUCACAAAAUACUGAACAAUAAAACACAACAUCAAAGUCUUUUCCUGCCCAUUAGCCCAGUGAGAGACUAUGAACUGCUAAAUGCUUUGUACUUUUAACUAGUAAGGUAAUAGCCAAGGGUAAGCAGUUUCUUUAAACUUUCAGAAAACCAAGUUCACUUUCCUUUUUUCCUAAAAAGAGGAUUAAAAGGCAGGUCAAGAUCUAACUACACAGUUCUUAUCCAUUUGUGUGAAAGUCUUUUCUCCCUCAUCCUACUCCAUUCAACAUGUAGGGUGACUACAAAAGGAAACAAUCCAUUGCAUGUAUUUUGGAGAAUCAGGAAGCAUGAAUGAAACUAGUAUAUUUGUCCUUGAGAGCCUGAGAACCAAUCAGACUAUGGCAAACAGAGACAUGAACAGAGAAGCAGUAGUUCAGGGCAGAGUUUGGAAUCCUUGACUAUGUGUUGAGGUAUAGCUUGACUAGUGAAAAUGAGAAGAAAUAGAUAAAGAAUUGAUUGGGGGGGAUGGUUAAAAAUUAAGUAGUCUUCUACAGCUAUAAUUCAGAAAGCAUUUGCAGGGCAUCUAUGUGUCUCAGUGGAUAGAGAUCCUGACCUGGAGAAUGGAGGUCCUGGUUUCAAAUCUGACCUCAGACAUUUCCUAGCACAUUCCUUAACCUCCCCUGCUUAGCCCUUAUUGGUCUUCUGACUUGGAACCAAUACAUAGUAUUGAUUAUAAGAUGGAAGGUGAAGGAUUAAAAAAAGAAGAAGAAUUUAUUAGGCACUUACUAUGAACUAGGCAUGUGCUAAGCCCUAGGAAUAAUUUAAUACUGGCUACUGGCAAAGAAGUUGGUUCUUACCUCAAAAAACUCAACAGUCUAAUAGAGAAAGACAAAAAACAUAAUGGGGAGCUGGAAAAAUGGGAAGUAAAGGAGAGAAGUUAUUCACAAAGGGAGGGGCAAAGCUACUGGUGAGGAGAUAAAGCAGUCCUGAGAAGAUUGGAAAAAGAAGCUAAAGUUUCCAGGCUGUACCACUGCCUGAGAGUAGAAAAUGAAAGUCAGAAUGAGAAUGAGUAAGCAGGUACUUAUUACAGAAUCCCUUCCUCUAUAUGGAUAUCACUGUAUGCACAAAGGUAUAUUUGGUGGCCUGCUUGCUAGUCCCUCUCUCCAUCCUCAUGCUCUAGAAAUGGCACAUACAAUACAGUCUGAACAAUGAUGAUACAUGAAAAGAUCAGAUUCAGUCUACCACAAUUUGUCUUAUUCACAGACAGCUUAGGGAUUUAUGUUUCAGAAAGAGAUUGACCAGGAGAAAUACUGAGCAGCCUAACAGUUACCAAAGAGCAUUGAUGAAAUAAUAUCAUUCUAAAUAGAGAUUGCUGAUGACCUGGCACAAGGUUCUAAGCUCACUCCUGUCCUAUUCAAUAUUUUUAUAGAUGACCUGAAUGAAGACAAAGAAAGAAGGGUUAUCAAAUGUAUAGAAUGCAAAAAAAAAAAAAUAGGAUAACGAACAUACUGAACAACAGAAUUAGGAUACCAAAAGUGUCCUCCAAAACCAAUCAGAAUAUAGUUUUACUUAUUAAAUUUCAAGUUAUACCAAUGUUUUUUUUAAUAGCUAUUAUAGGAGAGGACAUCUUGGAUUAAUAGUAGUUCACAUGAAAAAGAUUUUGUUUAGCAAGAGAAUCAUCAGUCAAUAAUUUGAGAUAAUUUUUAAGUAAUCUUAGACUACUAGGUGAUGGUGUGAUAGAGCACUGGACCUAGAGUCAGGAUAGACCUAAAUUCAAAUCUAACCUCAGGGACUAGCUAUGGGACCCUAGGCAAGUCAUUUAACUUCUAUCUCAGUUUGAAGAAACAGAUUAAUAUCAUGGGACCUUGCCCUCCAGAUUAAUCCCUAAUGGGCCCCUAGUCCCAAGAACUAAGGUUGACAUGUCCUUAGUUAUGUGGUUUCACAAGGAUAUGUUAUCCCAGGUUUUCACAAGGAUAUGUUAUCCCAAGUUUUCACAAGGAUAUGUUAUCCCAAGUUUUCACAAGGAUAUGUUAUCCCAGGUUUCACAAAGAUAUAUUAUCUCAGGAUUCACUGACCUAACCUCGGUCACCAUGACCAUAUGUUAAACAUCUGGGUACCAAAGACUAUGAGUGAUGUGUCUUCCCUUUUGGCACCUGGGUUUCAGGACCCCAGCCCCAGGAGUUCCUGUUCACUCCCCCCACCCCAGGAAUUUCUCUGUACUCCCCCUAACCUAAAAGUGUAUAAAAAGCCUGCAAAUCACAGACUCAGGGCCAGCACUUUUGGUGCUGAGCCCCAAGCUAUAGUUUGGUUAAUAAAGUACCUCUUGUGUUAAUAAAGCAACUAAUAAAGUUGCAUUACCAUGUGUGUAUCCUCCUUGGAAUCAGAGCCAGAACCAGACAUUACAAGUUUCCUCAUCUGCCAAAUGGGAAUAAUAGCACCUCUCCCCCAAAGCUGUUGUAAAGGUCAAAUGAGAUAAUAUUUGUAAAGCUUAUAUAAAUUCUAGACUGCAUUAGUAUUUCAUUAUUACAUUAAAUACUGAAUUUUCAGGGCACCAUGAGAAAAAAACUGGUAACAGCAUGUACCAGUUAUAUCAAAUCACUACUUCGACCUUGAUUACCACCUCCCCUCAGAUCCUGAUCCAUGGGAAUAGCAGUGUUCCUCAAAACAUCAAACUUGCUUCCAGCCUAUCACUGAGAGGACCCAAAAACCAUAGGAAGUCAUCUUGGUGCUCAUAGCCAUCAUCUUCAGAAUAAGAAAAAAAAAACUCCUGGGGAAACUGCUUCUACAGGUCUAAUAGUCACAUCUCUUGAAGAUCCAGAAAAGAAAGUUCUUGCCACCAAGUCCUUAGCACUGCCAAAUGGUUCCACAUCAGAUUCUGAUAUGAUUUUAUCAGCAGAAAUGACAUUAAAGAGGCAUUACCAUCUGCUUUGCAACAGCACCUUAAAAACCAUGGAACCUUUCCAGCUGGACUGACAGCUAAAUCUUCCAUCUAUGUUGUUUCCCCUACUAGAAUAUGAACCUCUUCAGAGAACAGAUUAUCUCACCUCUCUAUUUGAACACCUAGCAUUUAGCACAGUGAUUUGCACAUAGUAGGUGCUUAUAAAUCCUUCUUUCAUUCAUUCAUGAAUAGAAACAGAUUAUCUAGAACCAGGGAUAGGGACUGAACCUGUGAUUUCAUAAGGAAGUCCUAGAUGAAGAAAUUGCCUAUACUAAUAGAAGCAACCUUCUCUAUAAUGCAAAAGCACGGAGAGUUGUCUAAACUAUUGCAAGGCAAUGACUUUGCUUGGCAUCACCAUUAUGUGUCAGGGGAAGAACUUGAACCCAAAUCUUCCUGACCCAAAGAUUAGCUUAAAAAAAAACCCUUACUAUUUGUCUUAGUAACAACUCUAAGACAUAAGGGCAAAGGCUAGGCCAACACUGUUAAGGGACUUUCAGGGUCACACAAUAAGGAAGUAUCUGAGGCCCAACUUCAGGCAUGAUAUUCUAUCUACUGUGCCACUUAGCUGCCCCAAGGCCAACUAAAUAUCUAUCAUGCCACACCCUCCUCAGUCUAGGAUGGAGAAGAUGUUCUCCUUUGCUGACAAGAUCACAUCUAGAGAACCAUUGUUCAUUUCUUGGCACCAGAUUUUAAGAGUCACUUGACAAAUAUUCCAUGGUAAUAAAAAUUCCAAGGGAACUCAGAAUCAUGCCUCACAAGAAUCAGUUGAAAAAAAAUGGGGAUGUUUAGCCCAUGGAUGCUGUGAAAAACAGCUGGCUUCAAGUAUUUGAAUGGUUGGCAUAUGGAACAAAUUUAUUCUGUGUCACUCUCAAGAAAGAAAGUAGGAGAACUGGGUGAAAAUUUUGGGGUUUUUUUAUGCCACCUCUAAUCUAUAAUACUACCAUAUCAGCCUGAGAUGCUAGGAUAAUACAUAAUAAGAAUCAAUGGUAUCACACAGUAGUAAAAUCUAGGAUGCAUUCUUAACCUAUAUAAAAAAAAUUGGCCAAAACAAGGGAGGUUUAUUGUUGUGUUAUACUGCACCCUACAUAACACAUCUGAAAUAUUCAUUUUAAAAGCUAUAUUGACAAAGUAUUGUGUACACCAAAUAGAACUAGGAUGGUAUGAGUAUUCAAAAACAUGCCUUAUGAGAACCAAUUUUAGUAACUUGAAAUGUCUAGCCUAAAGGAGGAAAUAUUUAAGAAAGUUGUAAUAACUCUCUUCAACUAUCUGAAGCAUUGCUCUAAACCUAGAUUAGGAUUAUUUUUGGUUAUUAUUUUGUGCUCUAUAAUUUGUCAGUUCUAUACACUGAAACUUGCUUUAUUUUAUCUUUUUCCCUUAGCCCAUAGAUGAGUACUUUGGAAAAAAUACAACCUUUGCCUCUGCUGAACAAAUAGGAAGAAGGGGUUUGGCUAUACCUACAUAAAGGAAUCUGGAGAAACUGGAACGUGACAGAAGGCAAGCAAAGACUGGUAAUAGCAGAAAAAAGAGAGAAAAGCUGACUGCUUUCAAAAGCUAUCCAACAGGUACAGUCACAUUAACCCAGAUGCAUAGGCAUAUUUUAAAAUAAUUCUUUAAAAUAGUAUAAUAUGGACAUUUAUAUCUUUCACACUCUAAAUUCAUUUUACAAGCCUUUGAUCAAAAGACAAAGAUCCCUAUCAUUUUAGGAUUUGCCUUAUUUUGGCUCUAAGGAGAACAUCUCCUUAUACUCUACCUUUUCAUGAUCUUUUUUUAAAAUAUCAAUUAACAGGUAUUUAUUCAAUCAAUCAAAAUGUAUUGACCAUGACUAGGGCAUUCUGCUUACACUAGGAAUAUAAAUACAAAAAGAUGAGAGCCCACCUCUCAAAGAGCAUAUUUUCUACAAUAGCUGAUAAAGCCAUAUUUGUUGUUGCUUAUAUCAAAUAAUUUCAAAUAAUUUUAUAUACAUAUACAUAUGUAUAUGGGUGAUCAUUUUUUGUAGGAGAGACUUUAAAACUAUAUGUUAAUGUUCCUUUUCAUGGUCUUAACCCAAUAUAUUUAUUUCUGCUACUUGCUACCUGUGUUGCUUGGACAAAUCAGUAUUUCUCAAAGGAUAAAGUUCUUUACCUGUAAAAUGAAGGAGUUGAAUGAGUUGAUCACCUACCCUCUGAUUCCUUCCAGCAGGAAAGUUAUAAUACUGUUUCCAUUAUGUAGUAAUUAUCAUUUCUGUAGAAAUCCAUUCAUCUCUUAAAUGUUCCAUUAUUAAAUUUCCUAUAAUCUAUAUUGAGAGGUCUAAAUAAGCAAGAAGAUCUGAAGAAAAUGGAGAGCCCUGGAGACCAGGCACUGUAUCUUGAAGGAAGGGCCACCACCUUCAGUUUGCACAUACAUCAGAAUUUACAUACAUUCUUUUGUUAGAUCCUCACAACAAUCCUGUAAGAUAGGAAACCUUUUUAAUCCAAAUUUUACAAAUGAGUAAAAUGAAGCUCAAUGAGAUUAAGCCCAAAGUCACACAGAACUUGAGCCCAAUUCAGCCUUUAGCACUCCUCAAAUUAAUAAAAAUAAAUAUGAAUCUAAGCCAGGUUUGAAGACUUUCCCAUUUGCAUUUCUGCCUACUAACAAAACAAAUCGUGUAUAUAUACCUUAUGUAUAUAUACAUAUACUCAUAUGUACCUACAUGUUUCAAAAGAUCAAUUCAUAUAUAAUUUAGUCAGUCUGGGUUCUAGCUCUACUACCUCCCUUUUCACAGGUAAAGAAACUAAGGUCCAGUGACUUGCACAAGGUCACAUAGGUAGUAAGUGGCAGAGUCAGGAUGAACCCAGAGUUUUUGUCGUUAAAUUCAGUGCUCUUUCCAUGACGCCUAGCUGCCACUACAGAGAGCUCAUAUUCUGGGAGAGAUAGAUUAUUACUAAAGCCUCAGUGAAUCUUAAUUACAGGGUUCGCUCCACCCCUUGCCCUUGACCUGAAAAUGUUUCUGGUUCAGAAAGGCCCUGCACAUUCCGUUAGCAGGGCUAGGAAGAUCUUCACCCCCCCCCCCCCCCCCGUGUCCACCUCCUCAGUCUCCCUCUAACCAAACUGAGGUAGAGCAGGGCAGCAGAUGGAGAAAGAGAAAAGGAGAGCGGGGUGAGGGAGGAGCCUCCGGGGCGGUGAGCCAGCUGCCACUGUUCAGUGUCUCCUGGCACAGAACUGAUUCUGUUGGCGGCAAACAGCACCAAGCCCAAUCUCCAGGGCGGGCAGGUGCAGAGAAAGAAGAGGGAGGGGAGAACGACAGUGAAGUCGCGUCAGGCGCGUGGGUGUGCGCCCAGGAAGAGAAGAGGUUUGGGAAUCACAACAACCCCGCAAAAAGGAGUCGUGCCGCCGCUGCCGGCCAGGCCAUGCUGCCUCGGGCGGCUGUUCCACGGGCCGGGGUGGUGGCUUGGGCCGCGGUGCAGAAGAGCCCCUCAGGUGCGGUCCACUGAACCUGGAGCGAACUGGCUGUAGGGAAGAGAGCCUGGAGAGCAAGGGGUACAGCAUUUCGCUUGCAUCCUCGCUGCCUGCUUUCCCCUUCUCCUUCGUCUCCAUACACCUUUGCUCCUCUUAGGUUCUUUCCCGAGAGACCCAGGAGGCUUCGCUCGCAGCCUCCUUGCUUCUCCCAUCCCCCCGGCCUGCAGCCAUGGCCUGGACGCUCCAGGGCAGCAGGACGCGGGGCCAGCAGGUGCGGUUGCUGGGGCUACCCCUGUUGCUCGGUGUGUGGCUCCUGGGCCAAGCAGCCGACGGACAGCGCUCCGCGCCGCUAGCCGAGCUGCGCUCGUCCAUCUCGGGCGUGGAGGAGCUCCUGGAGGAGUUCCGCAAGCAGCUGCAGCAGGAGCCGCCGGGACGGGAGACGGAGGAAAGCGACGACAACCGCGAGCUGCCGCAGCGUCGUGCGGGGUCGGAAGCCGGCUGUCCUGGCGGCGGCUACACUGUCAAGCCUGACUCCAUCAUCCGCACCAAGGACUCGCUUGGCGCAGGGGCCACCUUCCUGACGGCGCCCGCCGCAGUACGGGACUGGCAACAAUGCGUGGCUGCCUGCUGUGCCGAGCCCCUCUGCACUGUGGCGGUGGUGGAGCUGCCCCAGCUCCAGGCCUCCAGCGACCUCAACUGCUACCUUUUCAACUGUACCUACCGGGGUCGCAACGUCUGCAAAUUCUCGAUGCACCAAGGCUAUAACAGCUACAGCCUGAGCCUGGCCGCCGAGAACCACCGCAACACCACCUCCCGCCCUGGUGGGCCCCCAGGAGGGGGCAGAGGCAGACCAGCUGCUCCAAUCGGGCCCCGGAAAAAAACGCUGCAAAGCUCGACUCUAGCUGCAGAAGCCGCCUCCGCGGCCUCAUCUCCACCCCAAGAAUACGAUGAGCCUCCACAUAGCAAGGCAGGACAAGAUGUAGUUUUGCAGCUGCCUACAGAUUGGGUGACUUUGGAUGGCCGAGAAAGCACAGAUGACCAUGCAAUCAUUAAAUAUGAAUGGACUUUGCAACAGGGUGACUCAUCAUUGGAUAUGAAGGUACCUCAAUCAGGAGUCCUGAAGCUAUCCCACUUGCAAGAAGGAGUAUACAUCUUCCAGCUGACUGUGACAGACAGUGCUGGUCAAAGGAGCUCGGACAACAUCUCUGUGACUGUACUCCCCAAGGCAGAAACUGCAGUAGAAUGUUUGAAAGUUUGCUCACGCUAUCAUUUCUUCUGUGAUGACGGCUGCUGUAUUGACAUCACACUGGCCUGCGAUGGAGUGGAUCAAUGCCCUGAUAGAUCUGAUGAAGCUUUCUGCCAGAGUGUGAGUCCAGGCCGAAAAACAAUAACUCAUGCAGCUGCAAGUCCAGCCCAGCAAAGAACUGUGGGAUUGACUGAAGAUUCAGACAGAAGUCUCUCUUCACAAAACAGCCAGAAAGCCACAAGGAAACAGCUGUUUUCAUCAGCCAAUUCAGUCAAGAGUAACCAUUCAGUCUCUCAGGGACCAAAGAAUCAAAUGAAUGCUUUAAUGCCAGGAGCCGUUUUCCAACAGGCUGCAACAGAGCCAUCAACUCACUCUCACUCCGAGCCAGAUAGUAGCCCCUCAGGGAAAGACACAGAAGAGAAAGAGGGAAAUUAUAUUCCUGAGUCAAAGAACAAUCGAAUAGGAGAGCACCCAAUCCCAGAAACAGGUGCAGUCUUGCCCCUGGCACUAGGUUUGGCCAUCACCGCUUUGCUUCUCCUCAUGAUUGCUUGCCGACUUCGAUGGGUGAGACAGAAACUCAAAAAAGCCCGACCCAUAACAUCUGAGGAAUCGGACUACCUCAUAAAUGGGAUGUACCUAUGAGAAACAUGUCUCUUAGUGGCUGAAGAUGGGGUUUCCAUUGAUAUUUUAUCUAGGUGUCUGAUUCUAGAAAUUAACCUUUUUUUUUUGGACUUGUGCUAAGAACAUUGAGAAUAUUAAAAAAAAAAAUCCUCGUCAAAUCCAAAAACCUUUAGUCGUAUUCCUUUUAACUCUAGUUAAAAAUCUCUUCCUCUGACAGUAUUCGAUAACUAUUGAUGUGUCUAUAGUUGUUCAUGGGAUUAAAAUAAAAUAUAAGUCAAAGACUGAUUAUGGUAAGCUGUGCCUGAAAAUAGAGAUAUGGAAUGUAAUCUGUUCAUGCAGGCGAUACAGCGGCUCAGGGAGAUGGCCAUUGUGUGGCAGUGUGAGCGUUUCACCUCAUCCUUUGACACAGAUAUAUGUGUACAUACAAUAUACAUAUACAUAGAGAGAGAGAACCAAGGCCAACUAUAAAGCAAGUGAAGUUUGUCUUGCAUCCCCAGUCUCCCCUUUCUCUGAUCUUCCUGUCCCCUCUCCAUCUUAGGUACUCGGUGCCUUUCCCUUCAUCUCCUAUCAAAACCUGCUCUCAGGAAUAGAUUUCAUAUUGGUUAUUUCUAUUUUAGUGUGAAUCUGUCAACAUGUUACCUCUCCCACAAAUCUAUAUUUUGACUCUUCUCUUUGUCAAAAGAAAGGCUUCUCUCCCCAUUAAAUGAAUUUCAAACAUCAGUGAUCAGGUGGAGGAAUUAGUGGGACAGAGUCAAAAUAAUUAUUGGGAACUUUGUUUAAAUUUGGAUCAGUGGAGACCAUAGGAAGAGAGAAAUAAAGUGAUGCAAGAGAUUAAAUUGGGGUAGGGGAGAGACGGGUUUACAAAAAGAAUUUGCUCAUUUUCCUUUUUAUAAUUUCUCUUGUCAUUGAUUGAACAAUUAACAUUUCUUGAGAGUUCCUAAUAUGAUACACAUAAGUUCUUUGUUGUGUCUAACACCUUGAUCUCCUUCAGAGCACAUUUGGACCACUUGCAUAUUCACCACAUUUCAUCUUAGUUUAUCAAAGAAAAGGAAAUUAAACUGAAAAGAGAAAUACUUUCAGUGUAUUUGUGGGCAAAAUUUUAACAAUAAUGCCGAUUGACUGUAGACAGCAAAAAUUUCUUUGUUAAGUAAAACAGACUAGUUCUUACAAUUUAAUUUUUUCAUUCUCUUUUGCCCCAGAAAUUAACAUUUUAUAACUUAGACUCGGUCACUGAACACAUUUCAGGACUUGCUAGCAUUUUCAGACAUAGCUAUCAGCUGACUCAACCACUCGUGCUCUUCAGUGUGCAGGGUUUUGAAAGAUUUAUAUAAUUCCUGAGUUCAUUUACUACUAAGACAAUGUGAUGUAGAGGCUGCCAUAUUGAGCAGAAAUACCAGUGGGGAUGUGUAUACUGCCAUGCUACUUUCAUGCACUGCAAAAAAAUCCAUGAAUGCCUAUGGAAAAUUGUCAAAGCCUUUUGGAAAGUAUCAUAGAACCAUUUAUUUAUAUAACCACCACGCUAACUAACCCCUUACUAAAAGAGUUUAAUUUUGGUAGGGAUAAAUUAUCUGAUUCCAAUAUCACAGUGAUAAGCAAAACUAGUUCUGAGAUCAGUGCUGUUCCUGCAAUCAUGAGUUUGAUUUUCAGGCCAAAUCUUUCAACACAUUGUACAAGUGAGACAUCAUCUCAGCUUCCUGAGAAACUCCAGAAGUUUGCCAGUUAUACUGUUAGCACCUAACAAAGCAUUAAGCUUUUCCCAAGGGCAGUUUAUAGAGAUAUAAAUGUUAUCUAUGAUGUUGUACAGUUUAUUUUCAUGUGUAAGGAUGUCACUAAUAGCCAUAGCCAAUAAAAUUAGGACAGAUAAGGCAUGCAUCUUCCUGUAGGUCAUCUUUUGUACUUAAGGAAUUAAAACCAACUUUAAGAUUGCCAUGGUAUACAAAUACUUAAAAGAAGCUGUCCAGUGUCUGUAUAAAAUAAUAUUGCUCCAAUAAACCCUAUUUUAUUCUUGUC